AUGGGAGACACAUCCGGAGAAGGGGUUCCCAACGCAUCAGGACCCAAGAUCAUACGGCCCAUACCCCGCCGCCCUUUCAAACCUGGAUUUCUCAGCCCAACGCCUCCAGAAGAAGAUGACGACCGCUACUCAUCCUCCUCGCGGCCUCAAAUCAGUGCCAGCGACCUACGCUUCCUUGCCCCUCACCAGCAUGCCGCCGCCACCCCGAGUAGCGGUAGCCGAGAUGGAAGUACACCAAUCAGUCACAACGCUUCUUAUCUUAACUUGACCUCCCCGACCCUUUUUGGAAUCUACUCGCCCUCGACACUAGACUCUUCCAUUAAAGAUGAAGACUACCAGGAUGAGGACCACUACUUCAGAGACCCGGACCGCAGCCCCGGCUUUGACACCCCCGGCAUCAACACCCCCGGGGGCGCCCCGAUCCCACGCCCCGGGCUAGACGACAAAACAUAUGCGCUGAUGCGCAGGCGGUCCUCCCUCCACAAACCACGACAAAGCUCCCUCCUCAACCCAGCGGCGUCGGCGGCGUCGGCGUCGGCUGAGCCACCACGGCCGGCGCGGAAGAGAGAGGUUGCUCUCCAGCUCGCCCUGCGCGCCAUCCUUCUCUUCGUCCUUGGGGUAGGCUACGGCGUGCUGGUCACGCGCCUGCCUCAAAACAGCCAUAACCAACACCACCCCACCCACCGCCUCGCCGCGGCGUACGAGUCCCACUACGAAUGGCGCUAUCUCGUCUUCUGGGGCGCCGUCGGCGUGGCUCUGGGCAGCCUCCUACCGUGGUUUGACCGCUUCUGGGAAGAAACCGUCGCCCGUUCCUCUCGCCAUAACAACAACACCAUCAACACCAACCACCCCCCAGAAAAACAAACCCCCGCACCCACCGACGACGAAACCGAAACCAACCCCAACCCAGACGCCACCACCGCCGACACCCCACCUCCCGCCGACUGGGCCCUCGUCGUCCGCGGCAUCGGCGCUUUCGUCGGCAUCGUCUUCGCCAUCCGCAAACUCCCCUGGGCCUCUACCAUGCAGGUGUCUCUGACCCUGGCCCUGGCCAACCCCUUCCUCUGGUACCUGAUCGACCGCUCCAAGCCGGGCUUCCUCCUCUCCACCGCCGUCGGGCUCGCCGGCUCCGCCGUGCUCAUGCGCCUGGGCGGGCCGGGCGUCAUGCCCGCUCCUAUUUCGGCGUCGUCCGUGGAGCUGCUGCGGGGGCUGGGCACCGCGGUGCUGGGCGGCGGGAAUGGCUCGGCCGCCGCCGCCGCGGGGGGGUUGGACGCUGCUGCUGGGGAGGCGGGGGGUUAUGCUGCUGCUGCUGCUGCUGCUGGCGCGUUUGGGGGGUUGGCGAGCCAGGAGACGAUCGAGACCAGCUUGUGGAUGCUGAGCGUGCUGUUUUGCAGUUGUGUGUGUUUUGGGAAUAUUGGCCGGCGCCUGGCGCUGAACUCGUCCGCUGCGGGGAGGGGCCGGUGGGGGGGCGUUAGGUGA
Molecule: messenger RNA, 1479 nt
Organism: Chaetomium globosum CBS 148.51
Lineage: Eukaryota; Fungi; Ascomycota; Sordariomycetes; Sordariales; Chaetomiaceae
Exons: 1
Coding region: 1-1479 (492 amino acids)
Biological process (GO): sterol biosynthetic process
Cellular component (GO): endoplasmic reticulum
Source: RefSeq, a predicted model, not a curated record